AUGGCUGAAGACAAACACAACAAAAACCCACUUAAGAUGUUGGAAUCUUUGGGCAAAGAACUCAUUUCUGGCCUUUUGGAUGACAUCGUGGAAAAAAAUGUCCUGAAAUUGGAGGAAGAGGAGAAGAAAAAAAUUUAUGAUGCCAAACUUCAAGACAAAGCCCGAGUCUUGGUUGAUUCUAUAAGACAGAAAAACCAAGAGGCAGGUCAAGUCUUUGUUCAAACCUUCCUAAACAUAGACAAAAAUUCCACCAGUAUAAAAGCUCCUGAGGAAACUGUGGCUGGACCAGACAAGUCAGCAGGAUCUGCAGCUACCCUCAAGCUUUGCCCUCAUGAAGAAUUCCUGAAACUGUGUAAAGAAAGGGCUGGAGAGAUCUAUCCAAUAAAGCAGAGAAAGGACCGCACUCGUCUGGCUCUCAUCAUAUGCAAUACAGACUUUGAUCAUCUGCCUCCCAGGGAUGGUGCUGCCCUUGACAUCCUCGGAAUGAAGCAGCUGCUUGAGGGUCUUGGCUACACUGUGGAAGUGGAAGAGAAACUCACAGCCAGCGACAUGGAAUCAGUGCUGUGGAAAUUUGCUGCACGUGAAGAGCACAAAUCCUCAGACAGUACAUUCUUGGUGUUCAUGUCUCAUGGCAUCCUGGAUGGGAUCUGCGGGACUAUGCACAGUGAUGAAAAACCAGAUGUGCUACCUUAUGACACCAUCUUCCGGACAUUCAACAACCGUAAUUGCCUCAAUCUAAAGGACAAACCUAAAGUCAUCAUUGUCCAGGCCUGCAGAGGUGCAAACCGCGGGGAACUGUGGGUCAGUGACUCUCCAGCAGCCCUAGUGGACGGCUGUUCCCAGUCAUCUGAGAACCUGGAAGAAGACGCUGUUUACAAGACCCACGUGGAGAAGGAUUUCAUUGCCUUCUGUUCCUCAACGCCACAUAAUGUGUCCUGGAGAGACAUCAAAAAAGGUUCUCUCUUCAUUACACGACUCAUCACAUGCUUCCAAGAAUAUGCUUGGUGCUGUCAUCUCGAGGAAGUAUUUAGGAAGGUACAACAAUCAUUUGAAAAACCAAAUGUUAAAGCUCAAAUGCCCACUGUUGAACGACUUUCUAUGACAAGGUAUUUCUACCUCUUUCCUGGCAACUGA
Rangifer tarandus platyrhynchus (Svalbard reindeer) is the source of this 1134-nucleotide messenger RNA. NCBI's taxonomy places the organism in Eukaryota, Metazoa, Chordata, Mammalia, Artiodactyla, Cervidae. The record is from the annotation of a GenBank genome assembly.